Messenger RNA from Monopterus albus (swamp eel), 1837 nucleotides. It is a transcript of the gene eif2b4, whose product is annotated as eukaryotic translation initiation factor 2B, subunit 4 delta. The transcript is spliced from 13 exons. The coding region runs from base 93 to 1730 and encodes 545 amino acids. The record is from RefSeq and is a predicted model, not a curated record. NCBI's taxonomy places the organism in Eukaryota, Metazoa, Chordata, Actinopteri, Synbranchiformes, Synbranchidae.
ACAAUACUGCUUUUUUGACACAAGGUGGCGAUAAACAUUUUUCGGGACAGUAGUUUCUGCAACAGCAGAGGAAGUGGACCAGCAUCGUAAAUAUGGCCGAUAGUGGAGUGACAGUCUGCCUUACAGAUGGACCUGGCAAGAACGGAGAAAUUGCACGUACAACGAGUGAAAGCAAAGAACUGACCAAAGAGGAGAAGCAACGGCUGAGGAAAGAGAAGAAACAGCAGAAGAAAAACAAAGAGAAAAAGGAUGACAAAACUUCACAGGAAAACCAGAAAGAAAAGAAUCUUUUCAAUUCAGCUGCUCCAACCUCCCAGCCUCCAACACAACCCGUAACACAGAAAGCUCCUUCAGCAGUGCCUGUUCCUGCACCAGUUUCUGUGCCUGCCUCAGAAGCGCUUGCCCCGGCAGACAAGCCUGCUAGGACUAAAGCUGAGUUGAAAGCUGAGAGGAGGGCUCGGCAAGAGGCUGAGAGGGCAUCCAAACAAGGAAAGAAGGGUGAGGCCGGCCCGCCGGCUGCCACGGGGAAACCCCAAGCACUGCCCAGUGAUGCAGCCAGGUACCUUAACAGUAUGGUAAAGAGGCUCCCAGAACACAUUCAAGCAGACAAUCCAGAUGUUUCAAAGAAACUGGCCAAGAAGUUGGAAAGACAACAGAUCCCACUCCGGUCAGACUAUGGCCGCAAAGUCAGCCUGUUUUCUCAUCUCUACCAGUACAGUCGCAAAGCCCCUCUAACACAGCAGCUCAGCAUUCCCUCCACAGUGAUUCAUCCUGCCAUCGUUCGACUGGGUCUCCAGUAUUCACAGGGCAUUGUGGCAGGAUCCAAUGCUCGUGCUGUAGCUCUGCUGCAUGCUUUCAAACAAGUAAUAAGGGACUAUACUACACCUCCAAAUGAGGAACUAUCUAGAGACUUGGUAAACAAGCUGAAACCUUACAUCAGCUUUUUGAAUCAAUGUCGCCCUCUGUCAGCUAGUAUGGGUAACACAAUCAAGUACAUCAAGAAAGAGAUUUCCAACAUUCCUAGUCAUUACAAAGAAGAAGAGGCAAAGAGCAAACUGCUGACCUCUAUCGAUUGUUAUGUUAAUGAGAAGAUCAUUUGUGCUGCUAAAGCUAUUGCUGAGUACUCCAUAGAGAAGAUCAGUAAUGGAGAUGUCAUCCUAGUUUAUGGAUGCUCAUCACUGGUCAACCACAUCCUCUGCGAGGCCUUGGAGAAGAGCAGGACGUUCCGCGUCAUCGUCGUGGACAGCAGACCUCGGCUGGAGGGCAGGGAGGCCCUGAGGCGCCUCGUCCAGAGAGGCAUCAGCUGCACCUAUGUCCUCAUCUCAGCUGUGUCCUACAUCCUUCCAGAAGUGUCAAAAGUGUUUCUUGGUGCUCAUGCGCUGCUGGCCAAUGGUUAUGUCAUGUCUCGUGUGGGGACAUCACAGAUAGCUCUGGUGGCCAGAGCCUUUAACGUGCCUGUGUUGGUGUGCUGUGAGACCUACAAGUUUUGUGAGCGGGUGCAGACAGAUUCCUUUGUGUCAAAUGAACUAGAUGACCCUGACGACCUCAUCGUGACCCGUAAAGGAAAGACCGAGUUGGAGAACUGGCAGCAAGUGCAGUCUCUUGGCCUGCUUAACUUGGUGUAUGAUGUGACACCGCCUGAUUUUGUGGAUCUGGUUAUCACAGAUCUGGGAAUGAUUCCGUGCACCUCGGUCCCCGUGGUACUGCGAGUAAAAAGUCUGGACCAGUGAAUGACCUCCAGUUGACAUCAGUCUGAGCCAAGAGGCUGGUAGUACUCAUACACCACAUGAAACAUUGUGCUUUUAGCAUGCAAUAAAUAUAUAUAUCUGAAAUGUCA